UAUGUUUUGCGACAGUAAUGGGAAGUGUCGCAAACGUGUAGGAGGCUUUGUGCGCUGUUCGUUACGUAGAGAGGUAACCGCCUACACUGACCUGGAUAUCUGUGGCUGAGGAGGACUCCACCGACCUCUUUUAAUAUCAUGGAUUUAAAGGCAACAAUAUGUCGGUUUUGUGCUCAUCGUCAGUGGAUAGGUCCCGGUUGUACGGCGUGUGUGAUGUCCCGGUGCUUUGCGAUAUUGUGACGCGAGGAAGAAGGGCUUGUUUAGCAACUAAAGAGACAGUAUCGAUAAGUUAGCAAUCAAAACCUGGACUGGAUAGCUUCUGUAUGCAAAUUCGGUAUUUAAUUGUCUCCGUUCGCCCCGCCUGCUUCUGCAUUUGCUGACUAGAACUGGAUAUCUCUCCUGACUGUGUCGUAACAUCAACAUUACUAAGAGACAACAGUAUUUACUCCUCUGAAGCGAGGAAGUGCAGCUGCGUCAAGGUAGCUGAACUGCACGAACAUAAGACCGGAGGUUGGAUGAUUUCCCUUCACAGUGAAGACGCCAAAUAUAUAAGUUUUGAUUUGAAAUAACCAUGUGUUGGGUCGUAUUAGUUAGUAACUCUAAGAAAAGACGACAGCUGAGUUAUUACUAGCAACAGCAUUCUCAGUCUUUAGCAUUACCGUGGAACGCUGCAUUAUCUAUACGGCUCAGUCGGUUUUAUUUUGGAAUAUGUGAACGGAAAUAGGGCUUGGCUCUGCUGGUUUUGACACUGGUAGGAAGUGGGAUGUGGCCAGGAUGUAUUUAUGCUGCUGUUCAAGAUAUGAAAAUCAUUGAAUUAGCGCUUGUUCGGGAGCUCUGCUUCACCGCCGUACACAGCGGGCGACACGACAGCGUGGUUGUCCGUCAAUGUGCUGGUUGUCGUUGGUGGAAAACAGCGAACACUAGCGAGGCUGCUGUGCUGCUUUCAUCUGGGUUGAACCAUUUCCAUGAAGGCUUCUCAACCUCACGCCCAAACAGUUUGUUGAAUUUGUCUGCGGGGCUGCAUUCUCUGCUUACGUAAUAACAGUAUGUGAAUCGAUACAGUCACAUCAUUUACUUUAUUAUUUUAUAUUUUUCUUGGACAAAGACUUUGUGCGUUUUUUGCCCCCUUUUAAUUUAAAAAAAAAUGUCAACAACUCAGCAUCAAGUGAUGAUGGAGUCCUCUCUAGCUCUCGGCAGACUGGAACUGACCCCCAGCUCUGCCGCUGUUGGGGUCAGCCUGACCUCGCGGCUCCCCGGCGGCCCCCCCGCCAAAGAGAAGAGCGACCAGCGACCUCAGGGGCCACAGGUCCAGGCUCACCUGAACGGCUGCGUCCCGCUGUCACAUCAGGUGGCGGGUCACAAGUAUGGAGUGGAUAAAGUGGGUAUUUUGCAGCAUCCAGAUGGAACAGUCCUGAAGCAGCUUCAGCCUCCACCAAGAGGUCCACGAGAGAUGCAGUUUUACAGCAUGGUAUAUGCAGAGGACUGCUGUGAUCCAUGUCUUCUUGAGCUCCAGAACCAUCUGCCCAAAUAUUUCGGCACCUGGUCCUCUCCUGACAGUCCCAACGACCUGUACCUGAAGCUGGAAGAUGUGACUCGACGCUUCGUCAAGCCGUGCAUCAUGGACGUGAAACUGGGCCAGCGGAGCUACGAUCCAUUCGCUUCGCAGGAGAAACGAGAACAGCAGAUCAGGAAAUACCCACUGAUGGAGGAGAUAGGCUUCCUGGUCCUCGGCAUGAGGGUGUACAAGCUUUGCAGUGACACAUUUGACUCGUACGACCAGCACUAUGGCAGAGGACUGGUUCAGGACACUAUUAAAGAUGGCCUCGCUAAAUUCUUCAACAAUGGUAUUUGUCUGAGGAAGGAUGCAGUGUCAGCCAGCAUCCGCAGAGUGCAGCGCAUCCUCCACUGGUUUGAGUCCCAGCACCAGCUGGCCUUCUACGCCAGCUCCCUUCUCUUUGUCUAUGAGGGCCUGCCCUCCUCUUUCUCCUCAUCUUCCUUUUCUUCCCUUCUCACCACCCCAACGAUCAGCCCGACUGCAGGUGACGGCGGUCGGGGCGGGGAGGAGAAAGGGAGACAGGAAGGGGCGGACCAGAAAGAGGAAGUGGCUGAGUACAACAACAACAAUAUUCAGGUGGCGGUGCCCUGGGACUACAGCCUAGCCACCAUUUACACCAACCACAGGAAAGGUGGCCUCCACCACUGUGCCAAGAGUCAUCUCCAUGGCAACAGUGGAGACGGUGACAGUGUGGAGACAACAGUGAGCUCAGUUUCUGGAGAUAACAUAUCAGCGCUGUGUGAGGAAGACAACUCCGCAUGGAAACGAACAGGUGAGUCACAGCAACCACCGAACGGAAACGGAAACAAAUCACAACUGGAAGGGAAGGAUGAGGAUGGAGAGAGGGAGGACAGCAGCAGCAGCACAAGGAGAGAAGAGGAGGAAACGAAAGGACGAGGAGGCGACGCAACAGAUAGAAGCGGAGGAGACGCUGAGGUGGAGGUCAGAAUGAUCGACUUUGCCCAUGUUUUCCCGAGCGAGAGCCAUGAUCAUGGCUACAUCUACGGCCUCAAACACCUGCUAACAGUGCUGGAGCAGAUCCUCUGUGAUGCCACCUAGAUUUUGACUUAUCCUGACCCUCUCUUUACCUCCUGACCUGCUUAAAGUGAACCACUGUCUCCUCCCUGUCAACACUCCCUCCUUAAAAGACAGAAACCUUAGAGGAGAGAGGGAAGCAUCAAAAAAGUGAAUAUCAUCAUCAUCAUCUCACCCGAUUGUGAUGGUCCAUUAGUCGUGUGUGUGUGAGUGUGUGUGUGUGUGUGUGUGUGUGUUUGUCUGUCUGAGUGGAGGUAGUAGAGGCUGACAGCUGUGUUUUCCCUGUGAACAGCAGUACUCAUGUACUAAUCGAUCCAUGAAGGCAUUACGACCCUGUUAGACACAUCUGCUUCAGCUGCUUGGUUUACUGAUGCUCAUACAAGCUCUACAAUGUCACCUGACUACCUGUAGUCCAUUUGAAAUGAUAUAUUUUUAUACCAUGUUCACUGAAAAUAACUGGAAGGUUUGUGUUAAAAUUGUAUCUCAGUACACCUGAAAUCAGGAGUAAGCCAGAGAUCUUUGUAUACCGUAUAUGGGUAGUAACUAUCCCUUUAAUAUCUCUGGUUGUAUUGGACCGUUUAAGAGAAAUGCUGCAAAUCAGUGAGCAGUACAGUUUUAUGGCAGUAUUAGCUUUACAGGAGUGAGGUGUGAUCAAAUACUUAAUUUUUCAGAUGCGAUUCACAAGCUGAAAGAAAAGUUGACUAUAUCAUGAUAUGAUAUAUAUAAAUAUAUAUACAAUUAAUACUGUGAUACAAGAUUUUAUUGAUAUUGCCCCCCCACCACCUUCAGUUCCAGUGCUUUCAACUUAAUCACUUCAUCAGUUAAUAAAAUAUGUUCAGUUGUCAGGGCGAUGGAUCUGUUGACAUGUAAGCUUAGUAGCUGUUACAGUUUCAUCCAUAGACAUCCAGUCAUCCCAUUAAAACAAAGGACGAUUUUGACAAGCAUCAGAAAUGGAUCUGGUGUUAUAUGGCCAGUACCAAUCCAACCAAAACAUUCUUGGAUCAGGCCAGGACUCCUGGUCCUGUGGAUAGGCUCACUCUCUUCUGCUCAAAAGGUUUUCAUCAGCAUAUGCAGUUUGCUCAGUUGUCAAGGAAACAGAUCUGUUGACACGCUCCUUCAGUAGCUGUUAUGAUUCGGGAUUGGGAUCAUGUUCACAGGUUUUCCCCUGGAGUUUUUUGAUGGAUGGCGAUCCGUUUCCACAGGAUCAGGACUUAAGCCGAUCUACUGGUUUUAUAUACUGAAACUCCAUUUUUCAUUUUCAGUGAAUUCAAAAUCAGACAGAGUUGGUGCAUUUUGGUUAAGAUGAGGUGUCAUCACAUCAUCAACUAUUUCACCAUGCUGUCUGCCUAGAAAACUACCUAAACUUCAGUAACUGUUAGAAAUAGCACAAUUCAACUUUAUUCUGCUACAGCACAAACAUUUUUUUUAUCUGCUGACAGUCAACCAUAGUGAUUAACUGGAUUCGAUUCAUUUAGGUUUAACGUACACUGUUAAAUUACAAACAAACCAAGACCUGGAAACAAAAGUCCCUUCAGGAGUCCAUUGAAAGCAACAAGAGUUAGAUAAGGGUUCAGAACGGCCUCUCCAAGCUUAAACUGACACAGAUUUGCUGUGAGUUUGUGAGCAUCAGGCAAACCAAGACAUCUGGAGAAUUUAAUGUUUAAGGUGGGCCAUCAUUUUGUGUUUUUGUUUAAACCACUGUCAACAGGUAUCUAACUCAGGUAAAUUUACUGUAAGAAUGAAUACUUAAUAUUACUACUUUUAUCCUCUCAGCAAGAUGAUCCUCAUGCUGUCUGGUUGUUAAGUUCAAAAGGAUUGUUUUAUAUAGUCUUACUCAAUGUUUAUCUUAUCUCAUGAUUAACCUUAUCUCAUCAAUUUUGACCUUCGAGUCAUGUUUUUGACCUCUUAACCUUACAAUGACCUUACACACAUUGUAUUGUCUUUUACCAUGGCUGUUUUAAUUGCUGUUGUACAUGUUUGGCUGCCAAAUAACCUCUCCUGUCAGAAUCCUGUGCUCUUGCUGUGUUCUGAUUAUGUGAUGUCCCCCUCUGUCUGCCCUGGUUUGAGGAACGGGAUUAUAUCACUGAUGUCAUACCUUGCACUCCCCAUUUAAAAAAAAACAACCCUUUAUUCAUAUCAAAAGGUAAUACUGCUCAUGAGUAUGUUGGAUUUUAAUCAUGAGUUAUUCUAUCAUUAAGUUAUUGUAAUGUAAUGUUGAUUUGUAACUGGGGAACAGUAGGAAAACUCUGGUGAGUUGACUGUUUUGGAGGUUUUUGGGUUGGACAGAAGUGACAUGUUAUACUAUAUGACACAUGAUGUGCUGUGAUGGGUUAAUAUGAUAUUAUCUAAUAUGAUGCGACUUUUAUAACAAUUUUAAGAUUGUAGUAAUAAGAAACAUGCUGUUUUAGUGAGAGUCGACUGACAGACUCAGCAGAAAGUGACAGAAUGAUGAAGAGAAAGACAGCGACUGAAUGGUUUUAUUAUUUGUUUUUUUGGCUCGGUGCAGAUGGGCAGAAAUGUGAGAUUACUGAUCGCUAGUAAAACAGAAGUCAGCACAUCCGUUGUACACUAAACUAAGCUGGAGACACCCUCAGUAAUAGGGUUUUUUUGGUCACAUUUGGUAGGGUUUGACUAAUAUGGGUUUUUAGGCUGAUACAGACUGAUGCUGGAUAUAGUCAGUAUAUAUUGCACAAUUCUGAUAUUCUCAUACCAGGCAUGUCAAAAGUUUAGUGGAAUUGUAUCAUGAAUAAAGCUCUCCAGUUAACUGAUAAUAUUCCUGUAGCUUUGAUAUGAUGUAUGGAAGCCAAACAGCCCUGGUUGCUACAAAAAAUCCACUGUCCUGUCUUUGAGAUAGUGACUAUUCUCCUUUUCUAUAUGUUUGGUAAUAUGCAGCCCUGAAAGACAUAUAGACUGAACCCUCAGUAGGUUUUACAGUUAAACAGCACUGAAGAUGUUUAGAUCCUCAGUCAGUCUGUGAAGUCUAUAUCCUAUAAUCCUAUAUAUUGGUCUAACCCUACUUUCCAGUGUGAUGAUUGCAAAUGAAAUGUUCUGUCUCUCAGCUUUGUCUUCACACUUAAGACAGCGUGUUUUUGAUUAUUUGAAUACCUAAGAGACUCAACUGUGAGUUUUUAAGAUUGUUUGCUGUACUUUUUUUUUUUUCAUUUAUCCUCCUGUAAUGGUAAGCAGUUCUUUCUCUGCCACUGUCUGCUCUUAAGGUUUCAGUACCAGUUGACUGACUCCACAACCUGCUCUCGACACUAACGUUGGAGCUGCUUUAACAUGUGAGUGUCACUGCCCCAGCAUGCCACGAACCAUAUGCACAGGCCUCUCCAGUUUAUGUAGCGUGUAAAACAUGAAUAUAAUGAUAAAAUAAUGUAACUCCAUUAGAUGUAUUAUGAUUUUAAUCGGAAUCAAAAGAAACUGCGAACUCUUAAAAUAUAAUAUUUUCUCUAACAUUCUUACUUUUUAAUAAACUUGAUCGUUUGUUUGGAAUAAUCAAGGUGAAAGUCUAGUAGAGUCUUUUAAAGGAUGUUUACGGGAGUUUAAGGUUUUUUUUUUUUUUUUUUUUUUUUUUUUUUUAUCACUGCCUUAUUUUCUGUUGAUGACUCCAUGUUGUCUCUGUGUUUUGAAUAUUGACUAUUGAUCAUUCUGGCAGCUUUGUGAAUCUCCUCGCUGUGUUUCCAGCUCAUUGUAUCAUGGCAAGCUAACAAAAACCAUAUCAUGCAUUUUUAUACAGGGCAUUGUCGAUAGAAUUGGUUUCAUGAUUGACUGUCAGUGAUGCCACUUUUGACCAUUCAAUCAGUGUGAGUCAGAUAAUCAGGACAUGUUACUGAGACGUGGAGUUCAAGUGUAGGCGGGCAACAAAAUGUUACAUACAUAUACUGGAAGCGGCUGCUUUUUACACAAAAAUACCUGACCAGCAUUUAAUCCAUUCAUGUUUAACCCAUUUAUUACAAAUCAGCUCUACUUUCCAUUACAGCCAUCUAUUUUAUACAGCAGACCACAGCGUUUUACAUUGUUCAAAAUGUUAUUCCUGCUUUUCAGCCUGCCAUUGGUAUCCAUUCCACACCAUGUCUGAUUUUUAUUGUCAUUUAUAAAUGAAGAUUGAAUUAUCAUAAAAAAAAAUAAAUAAAUAAAAGCAGACAUGAUGGUCACUAUGGAGUCCUUUACACAUUGCUCAUAUGACAUUUCAGUCCUCAAGACUAAAAUGUAAUAUGAGCAAUAUGUAGAAUAAUUUUUCCAAAAGAUGUAAGGAUGAUAAAUCUCAUUAUAUUAGUGUUGGGCUGAUAAACCAUCAGAAAAAGACAGAUUGAUGAAAACACAACAUGGACAUGCAGUUUCAGUAGAGGUGUAACUGGUUUGGGUGCAUCACCUGCUUCUCUGACUUUCCACCACUGAUGAUCAGAAUGCAGAAUGUUAGAUUGACAAUGACAGUGAUCAGAUGAGAUGGUCAAAGUGAGUCUGUGGUAGGUUCGGCUGUACUGUACGUUGCUUUCUAUAUAUACUCUACUAAUUUGUUUACAUUUCAACUGCUCUCCUCAUGGCCAGGAAAGGUCAACUAGAGGCCAGAACAUGAUUUCUACUCUGUAACUCCAGGACUUUAAGGAUUGUUGGGUACUGGGUUAACUUUUUUUCUUUGUUUUUUUUUUUAUUGACUAUCAUGCACUGUAGACUAAUGAAAUAGCCCAUGUAUGACAUCUGUUGUACACAUUUUCUUUCUCCUGAAAACAAAAUGCAGGACUAGCUGCUCUUUAUUAAAGGACCAUAAAGGUGGUUUGACAUGUUUUAGACCAUUAACUACAAACCAUGUGUUCUUUACAUUCCCACCAGCCAUUUUCAAUACAUACUGCAUCAUCUCAUAAUCAGUUAUGUCAAAUCCACUGUUUUUAUCAUCAUCUCUAUUGUUAAAUUGCCUGCAUCAGAUCUGUUCAAAUCAUCUAGUUAUCAUACUCAGAACUAUUUGAAGAAAGUUGAUGGAGGCUGUUAUGUGUCUUUUCAUACAUGUGUCAUGAGAGAUCAGGCUGUUUUACUACAGUAAUGGCAAAGUGAGUGCAAAUCAAGUCCAAUCAGACACUGAAUAUCCCAAGUAAGUUAAAGUAAAUGAACAGAAAUUAAAAUUACAAUGUAAAAUAAGUUACUCUAAAUCAGAUGAAGAUAACAACUGAUAAUUCUAAGUUGGAUAAUUUUUGACAUUAAGUUAAAUUGUCAAUCUUAGUUCCAGAGUGAUAUGCUCAUUUCUUUUCAGUACACUUUGAAAAUUACUUCACAGAGAUUUGACGUUAUUGGGAUAUAGUCAUGCAGUUUGAAGUAGAGGCUCUUUUGUUCUCAUUUCUAGAUCCUCUACCACAGAAAGGUCUCUGGAUGUCAAAAAAACAACAUUUUUAUGUGAAGAAACAUCCAAAUUCUCAUAUUUAACACUCCUCUAAGAAGAUUCACAAAAAAGAAGAGCAACCACUGUAAAUAUUGCAGAAAACUUAAAGUAACUGCAAUAUAAUUGUCAUAGCAAUGAAGUGAAACCCAUGGCUGCCUAAUGGGAGGAAAGCCAUCUAAAACCUGAUGGAAUUCUUUUUAAAAUGGGCCUCAGUAAUGUGAAAUCUAGAAAGUUAAUGGACUAAAACAUGCAAAAGUGCAGCUCCUUAAUGGGUACCAGUAAGAAGAAGUGAGGAGGGUUAGGAGGACACUUGUGUCUUCCCAGCCAAUCAGAAUCAUUUGCUUUCAGUUAUGACGACAGCUUCAUCUGAAACCAUUUCACAUCCCACUUUGCCGUCUGUUUGGUUUCUUAACGCUGCAUUCAUGGCAUGUGGGAGUAAUCAUUCACUACAUUUAUCAGAGAUCUAAGCUGCAUUCACCAGUUCACAGUUGAGAUGACUUCAUUUUCAAAAGAUCCAUACAGUCUUUGACACAAAUGCAGUGUUAAGGAAAGAAAACAGUAUCUUGCACACAUUUUGCUGAAAAGCAACACAAGUCAUAUUUGAAAAAUCCAUCUCUGGUUCUGAUUGGAUGUGAUAUCUUUCAACCUUUUUCUUCUGGGUGACAACUUUUGAUCCACUUAAGUGUCUUCAUGUGAUGCCUGAUUCAGGUGUAACUGUACAGUCAGGAUGGCUGACUGGAAUAACAUUCAUGUGUGUAAAGGCUGAACAGUGUGAAUGGUGUCGCUGGGCUGCCAUCAUAAAAACAAAAACUUUUUGAAGGAUAGAAAUGUGGCAGGUCCAGUUCAGCUUCUCUACCAGUGCUGGAUUUCUGUGAAAGCUCGGCUACCUGCUGACAGAGAGAUGUACAACUGAAAUCCAGCAUAUGGAGUUGUGUGAGGAACUGAGCCUGCCCUGCUGAGCCCUGUAAUGGAACUGAGCUCUUAAAAUUCAUUGUGGAUUUUGAAGAGUGUUUGAAUUUUGAUAUACUGGAUUUAAUAUGUCUUAUAAAUGAGCCUAAAGCUGAACAGAAAUAUAAUCAGUGUACAUAAGGAGAGGAACUCAAACAGUUAAAGUCCCUCUACAACUACAAACCUGAUACUCAUUAUUUUUCAACAAUAAAAAUAUUAAUCAAA
Molecule: messenger RNA, 9134 nt
Organism: Thunnus maccoyii (southern bluefin tuna)
Lineage: Eukaryota; Metazoa; Chordata; Actinopteri; Scombriformes; Scombridae
Gene: ipmkb
Product: inositol polyphosphate multikinase b
Exons: 6
Coding region: 1145-2614 (489 amino acids)
Biological process (GO): inositol phosphate biosynthetic process
Cellular component (GO): cytoplasm; nucleus
Molecular function (GO): inositol tetrakisphosphate kinase activity; inositol-1,4,5-trisphosphate 3-kinase activity
Source: RefSeq, a predicted model, not a curated record